This is a messenger RNA of Galleria mellonella (greater wax moth), 5616 nucleotides long. RefSeq names its product E3 ubiquitin-protein ligase AMFR-like. NCBI's taxonomy places the organism in Eukaryota, Metazoa, Arthropoda, Insecta, Lepidoptera, Pyralidae. Gene Ontology annotation, biological process: protein K48-linked ubiquitination; ubiquitin-dependent protein catabolic process; endoplasmic reticulum unfolded protein response. Gene Ontology annotation, molecular function: ubiquitin protein ligase activity; ubiquitin binding. The record is from RefSeq and is a predicted model, not a curated record. The transcript is spliced from 11 exons. Gene Ontology annotation, cellular component: cytosol; endoplasmic reticulum; ubiquitin ligase complex. Bases 338 to 2320 code for a protein of 660 amino acids.
UAUAAUGGGUAUGUUAUUGUAUGUAGGUAGCUCUUUAGACAGUCUCAGUCUUUUAAUAGUUCAAUGCAUUACAUUCGUGCGAAUGAAGGCUAAUAGAAUCUGGUAAGACUGAUCUGUGUACAGUGUGCACUGUGCAAGUGAUAUCAAUCGUUGUCUAUGUUGUUUUUAUCAGGAAAAUAUAAAUUUGUGUUUUGUUAUUAAUUGCGCCUAAUGAGAUGUUUAAUCUUUUAUCCGUAGUUAUGUGAGCGUUCAUAAACUAUCUAAUGUCAUUAAACUCGAAAUUGCAGUGUCGUUUAUAUUAUUGUUUUACUCAGUAUAUAAAUUGUAAGCGUACAAUAUGCCUGUGACACUAUUGGACAGGUUGCCCUUGCCGAAUCUCAAGGCAUACACGACUGGAAGUGUUUUAUUAUUAUCAGUGGCUGUUUACUAUGCGAUGAGUGUGACGAGUGAUCCAAACUGGCGGGCAAAUUCUACUCUUCAGCGGCAGGAUGGGGUGGUUGUAGAAUCUGAUGUGGACGCGUUAAGGAUGGUGCCGUCUGUGGGUGCUGAUGUGCUGAGCUUCUACGGUAACGGCACGAGGAACUUUACUGAGCAGUUUGUUGAGGUGGUGACGUUCAUGAUGCAGGAGCCACUAUGCAUGUGGACGGUGAUAAACACAGCGUACUGCUGCCUGGCGGUGCUCGGGCUGGUGAUCCAGCGCGCGGUGUUCGGGCGGCUGCGCGUGGCGGAGGCGCAGCGCGUCAAGGACAAGUUCUGGAACUACGUGUUCUACAAGUUCAUCUUCGUGUUCGGCGUCAUCAACGUGCAGUAUAUGGACGAGGUGCUGCUCUGGUGCGCCUGGUUCAGCGUGCUCGGCUUCCUGCAGUUGCUCGGACAGCUCUGCAAGGACCGCUUCGACUAUCUGUCGUCGUCGCCGCACGCGGAGCGGUGGGCGCACGCGCGGCUGCUGGCGCUGGUGGCGGGCGUGCAGGCGGCCAGCGUGGCGCUGCUGGCCGCCGCCGCCGCCUGGGGGCUGCCCGCCGGCUGCGACACCUUCGUCUUCAUGGCCGCGGAGUGCGUGCUGGUGCUGGUGUCCGCGCUGCACGUGGUGGCGCGCUACGUGCUGCACGUGCACGAGGCGGACGCGGCCGGCCCGCUCGCCUACUACACGCACCUCGGCUUCGAGUCGGUGCUGCUGGUGGUGGAGCUGAUGGACGUGGUGCACAUGGUGGUGUACAGCAACAUGCUGGUGUCGAUGGCGUCGCUGGUGCUGCUGAUGCAGCUUCGCCACCUGCUGCACGAGCUGCAGGCGCGCCUGCGCCGCCACCGCACCUACACCACGCUCGCGCACCACAUGAGCCGCAAUUACCCAAUGGCGAGUAAGGAAGAAGUGGAGAAGAACCAGGACAACUGCGCCAUCUGCUGGGAGCCCAUGAAGGAGGCCAGGAAGCUGCCGUGUGCACAUUUGUUCCACAACUCGUGCCUGUGCCAGUGGGUGCAGCAGGACGCGUCGUGCCCCACGUGCCGGCGCGCGCUGGCGGCCGCGCCGCCGUCGCCGCCGCCGCCGCCGCCGCCGCCGCCCUCGCCCCCCGCCCCGCACCAGCACCCGCGCCCCGCCGCCGCCCUCGCGCCGCACGUGCCGCCCCACCACCCGCCGCCCGCCGACCGACCGCAGCGUCACCCCAACCACCUCUUCCACUUCGAUGGGUCGCGGUACGUGUCGUGGCUGCCGAGCUUCUCGGUGGAGGUGACGCGCGUGCGGCUGCAGCCGCCGCCGCCAGCGCUCUCCGCCUCGCAGCUGGACGCCAUGGCGCGCCAGGUGCAGCAGCUGUUCCCGCAGUUCCCGCUGGCGACGCUGGCGCGCGACCUGGCCGCCACGCGCUCGGCCGACCGCACCGCGCACAACGUGCUCGAGGGCCGCCUGCGUCCGCCCACGCCGCCGCCCACGCCGCCCACGCCGCCCACGCCGCCCACGCCGCCCACGCACGAGCUCGCGCAAUACGCGCCGAUGCUGUCCGUACAAGAGAGUCGCAGUAGUCCGGAGCCGGCAGCUGUGACCGGCGCCACCGCCACCGCGGACGGGGACGUCGCUGCUGUCACCGCCACCACCACCUCUGUUACCACCGACACCCCUAGCUUUCCGGAGCCCUACUUGUCAGAACUCGAUGAUGCUGAUGAAAGCACGUUGGCGGCGCCUAUCAGUUCCCUGUUCUCGGGCAGCGCGGCCGAGCGGCAGGCGCUGCUGCAGCGGCGCAAGGCGCAGCUGCUGGCCGCCGCGCGCCGCCGCUACCUGCAGCGGCGGCGCGCGGCCGGCGCGGGCGUCGGCCGCCCGCUCAGCUGAGUGGAAAAUCCCCUCUAAACCCUGUUGGGGCUGAACCCCCGCCCGUCUUCGCAUCUACAUCUUCGUACCACGUCACCUACAUUCACAUUACGGCCUGCGCAGACGUCGGGCGUUAAAAAUAGUCCGUCAAAAUAGACCACGCUAAAACAAGUUUGUGUAAACAAAGCUAAAUUGCAUUACGAAAUUUGUUUCGAUGACUUAGAACGUGUGAAACUUAUGCUGUGAAAAAACAUUUGAGCAAUAUUGCUGAAAUAUUUGCUCCAUCAGCAACGAAGCUUCCACGGACGAAUUCAUUGUACGGCAUAAAAUUGGUUGAUUACGCGCCUAUGAGGCUAGUUUUAUUUAUAAAGAAAACGCAUGGUUUAAUGACUGUUUUAGUUUUAGAAAAGUAAUGCGGGCGUUACGAAACGAUGUGAAUGAAUGUAGUGAAACCAAUUUUAUGCCGCUAUAUCGUAAUAUAAUUAGGCUGUCUGUGAACGCGACGGUUUUCCCUUCGCGACAGAAGUCCACCGUCUGCACAGGCCUGUAUAAAUUAUAUAUAAAUUGCAUGAAAAGCUAACGUGAAGUUAUUUGUAAAAGUGACAUUUCGUUUACACAUUUAAUUUCCCAUCUCGAGAUAUUUCGCUUUUUUAUUUAUGACAUAACAUAAUGUAGAAGAAACAAUCCAAAAUCUUACCGAUAAUAUUUAUUAAAAUGUGUUCUUUGACUGAUAUGUAUAAUAAAAAAAAAAAACAAAAAAAACUUGAUACGCGUUCAGAAAGCCGUACGGAUACAAAAACCGUUGAGUAGUUCAAUUUUGUUCCCUAUGGCUACGCACCUCGGACAAUGUUAUUCGAUUGAUAUCACCGGUUAUGGUAUUGUUCCUUCGUAUAGGCGUUGUAAGUUAUUAGCAAUUAUUCUACAUUUAGUUACAAACGCGUACCACUCCACUAUUUAAUUUAUCGUUGACGUAAAAGGAGAGAGAGGGAAAAAAUUAGGUUCGUUAAAUUGGUAAGCGAGGUUGCAGCGAGCGCGCACGCAGGCACGACAUGGCGUCGACAAAUGUUACCUUCUGUCCAUUGUAUUGUUAUUAAUGUACUGUUAUGUAAUGUAAUUUGAACAUAUAAGACACAUCAUCACCUAUAUGAAAUACUGUUCAUUAUUACAAGAGAGACCUUAGGAUUGUGUAAAUAAACUCCAUAAGCAAAUCGACUUGUGAACAGUUCCGUGUAUGGAAAGAUUGUAUGUAAUAUAAACUAGCGGCACGGUACGAGACUCUUUAUAAAAAUUAACAAUAGUACUUUAUUUACCAAUCAAUUAAAUUAUUAUCAUUAUUUCUUUCUUUCUUUCUUAUUUCUUUCAAUUUAUUACCAAAUAAUUUAAUAUAUUUUUUUUCGAUUGUUUUCAAUCGAAAUAACAUUACAUAAAAUUAACCAAAAGGCUAAUUUAAAUUAUUACCCGUUAUAGCUUUUCACUUUUUGUCCAUUUUACUUUUAAAUACGUAAAUUUGAUAAAAAAUUAUACGGACAAACAAAAAAACUUAUACAUUUAUAAACGGGAAAACAUGAAAAACGCUAUCGCACAGUACCGCUAGUUCGCUGUCGCAGUCGAUCAAAUUAUAGUACGUCGAGCCAAUGGAAUCAGUCGUUGCCUGGUCAGUGCAUUUCAUAUUUUUGUAACGCUACAAUCUGGUGAUAGUCGACAGCUAAGCAACACGAGCUAGCUCCCAUAAAACACAAAUUUCAAAAUAUAACUGCUCAACCUGCAUUACUAAGAAAAAAAAAUCUUCGAAAUCCUGAUUUUUAAGUGUUAAAUAACAAUAAUUAAUACUAUUUUAUUUUAUUAUUUUGACAGCCAUAAUGUACUUUAGAAUGUAAUACUUCACUUAUGUGAUAUUUUAAUUAGAAACUCUAUUGAUUGAGAUUAACAAAUGCCUCUGACUGACCCCCUGGGGGUAACGUUGUGAGCAUACGUUAUUAUUAAUUAAAAUUCAGAUAGUGUAAAAUAUUUUUUAUCGUAGUAGUAAUUUAUAUUUAUAUACCGUUUCCUAUAUUUGGCAUGUUCAGUAAACAAUCUUGGCAUUACUGUUAUAAUUGAAAAAGAUAUGACAAGAUUGUUCAAUAAAUAAGCCAAUUAAGACGAGACCAGAACGUACAAGUUCUAUAUUCGAUUGGUUUAAAGUUUAUAUUUUGUGAAUAUCGGAUAUGAACUGUGUAGUAAGCCUUGUCGGCGGUACGGUUGCUUCAUAUUAGCGGAACGAGUUAUUUUUCUACGGUACCAAUGAGACAGAGAGAGUAUAUUUUUCUAUUGACAAUAGCACCCUCGCUAGAUGUAUCGUUUGACAUUAAUAUAAAAAUGUACUUUGUAACUUUAGUUCAGCUAGUAUUUGCAAAUGAGGAAAUUUUAAUUCUUAUAUGUAUAAUUUGUUCUUUGUUCGUUCGUUACUUGUAUUGUGAUCCACAAGAUUAUAAAUUCAUUUAAAAAUAAGAUUGUCAGAAGUAAUCGUUAACAAACAACUUAUUUUUAAACUGGCAGUAUGUUUAUUUUAUAAAUUUAAUGAUUAUUUAUGCAAAAGAUGACGAAUAAGAAAAAAUAAAUUAUACAAACCUGCAUGGCGUAGAAAUGACCGGAAUAGUAUUGUAUAUUUGAAUCAUUCUUAUUUCAUAUAAUUGUAUUGAUAGCAUGGUACUCAUCUCUUUUUAGUAGGUACUUAUAACACAACUCAUUAUUGUAUGGCAAUUCUUUAUUUAUUAUACAAACAUUACGUAGUGGUUCGGAUGUAUGGUCAGUCUUAUCUCAAUACAGCCUGUAGGGGAAACGUUGUUGUUAAGAAUUCUAUCUCAAGAAAAUUCAGAUGCAUAUAACUUACAGUGAUUAGAAGUUUAUACCAAUGUUUCCCUUACACUUUGUAUACGCUAUAUGUGUAGGUAUAUGAGAAAACAAGAAAUGCUGUUCAUUUCUAAAUAAUACACCCUCAAAACCUAUCAAACUUAGAAGUAUUUGACAUCACGUUGCGUGUAACAUCUGUUCUUAUUGCCAGCCAGUUCACCAAUACUCAGUCACCAUGUGGACUUGAUGUUUGUGCAACAUAUUUGUACUUAAUUUAUAUCUUAAUUCAUAGAAAAAGAGACUCGUCAUACAUCCGACCGAAUCCUAGUGAUAGCUAAACUAUUAAUUGUACUUAUCUAUUAUUUGGUAUAUUUGCAACAAAUACAGUUGUCAUAUUCACAGGAACGUACACUUAGGAAUUAUUGUUGAUACACAGACAUUAUUUGUAAAUUAAUUGAGAACUAGUCAAAUAAAAUAUAACAAAUUGA